Messenger RNA from Pygocentrus nattereri (red-bellied piranha), 1494 nucleotides. It is a transcript of the gene coq9, whose product is annotated as coenzyme Q9 homolog (S. cerevisiae). The transcript has 9 exons. Gene Ontology annotation, cellular component: mitochondrial inner membrane. Lineage: Eukaryota; Metazoa; Chordata; Actinopteri; Characiformes; Serrasalmidae. Gene Ontology annotation, molecular function: lipid binding. Bases 69 to 1073 code for a protein of 334 amino acids. Gene Ontology annotation, biological process: ubiquinone biosynthetic process. The record is from RefSeq and is a predicted model, not a curated record.
CGCGCGGCGGUGACGCGCUGUGCACCCCGUGGCUAACAGUAGCAUGCUAGCGGUCGCUCCGCGGUAACAUGGCGGCGCUGAUCAGGAGCCUGCGGGCCGUGCGGAGCCUGCGGGGGCUCGGCAGCGCAGUAGUGGCUACGACCUGCCCAGCUUCCCUGUACGGCGGUUUGAGACGUGGCUUUCAUCGUGCUGCCCUGCUUGCCAGUGACUCCAAAAGUGACCAGACUGUACCACCUCCGUCCCACCAUGAGCACUACCAGGCCCAGGAGCCUCGACAGGGGUCAUCAACGUUCUCCACAGAGCAGGCUUCUGCUUCUGACCCCGGCACCCAGCAUGAGGACCCCUGGCCUAACACCAGUUAUCAGGAUCAAAGUGGCGAACAGGCAGAAGAUUACGAGACAGAGGAUCAGCUCCAAGCUCGCAUCCUGACCGCUGCGCUCGAGUUCGUCCCUCAGCAUGGUUGGACUGUGGAAGCCAUUGCAGCUGGAGCCGAGACCCUCGGCCUGUCGGCUGCUUCUGCAGGAAUGUUCGAUAAUGGUGCAGGAGACUUAGUGCUGCAUUUCGUCGGCCAGUGUAACGUCCAGCUUACGGAGAUUCUGGCAGAAGAGCAUAAUCAGGUCCAGCUUGGCCAAGCAGAAAAGAAGAAGACGGCUGAUUUCCUUAGACAUGCAGUGGAGACUCGACUGAGGAUGUUGGUUCCGUAUAUUGACACAUGGCCACAGGCGAUGAGUUUACUGCUGCUUCCUCACAACAUCCCGGAAAGUCUGAAGCACCUGUCCACGCUGGUGGAUGACAUUUGGUACUACGCAGGAGAUCGUUCCACAGAUAUGAGCUGGUACACCCGCAGAGCAGCGCUUACCGGCAUCUACAAUACCACGGAGCUGGUGAUGGUGCAGGACUCCUCCCCUGACUUUGAAGAGACCUGGGUCUUCCUCGACAACCGCAUCAGGGAUGUGGUCAACAUGGCCAACACUGCCAAACAGGUGCAAGCGACUGGAGAGGCUGUAGUUCAGGGGCUGAUGGGAGCUGCAGUUACGCUGAAGAACAUCACAGGGGUGAACCAGAGACGAUGAAGCUCUCCACCCCCCAACCCCCCCGCCCCCUUUAUUCUCUCCCUUAUCCACAGUCUCAAGCCACGGCCCAUCACAAAUCCCCGACACUGAUGCCCAGCUCCUUCGUAAGGGUCACUUAAGUGUUAUUUUGCUAUCCUUUUCCACAGCAGGGAUGCUCGACCUUGUAAAAUCUACUGACCUGUGGUCCUAACACAGUCUAAGAUCUCUAACACUUGUUCUUAACAGUUGCAUCCCUGCAUGUCAGUAAAUAUAAAAAAGGGGCAUCUCUGGUUUUCAGACGUAUAAUGCCAAUUCAGUCUUCCCCUCUCAUCAGCCAGGCUGUUGUUCCCUGUCUAAACACAGAAUAAAUAUUAUACUUGAAAAUGUUUUCGCUAGACAUUUUGUCUGAUUUGAGUGUCUCAAUAAAAUAUUUAGACAUUUU